AUGAAUUUUGACCAGAAGGCUGUGAAAUUCCUGGCAAACUUUUACAUCAAUGGAGGCAAACACUGGACCCAUGGCUCACAGGGGCAGAAGGAGCCUUCGUCCAGCCAGCUCAAGGCUGCUGCGCUCUUGGUGGGCCAGGAGCCACGGAAGGCCUGGGAUGAGGCAUGGUCCCCAGGGACCCAGGAGCUCUUGGCAGACCUCAUGGCACGACUGGGCAACCCCCAGGAGCCUCCACCUGCCUGCACCCACACUCUGAGGGAGUUGUGGCUGGAGCGGCGCCCCCCCAUCCUGACAGACCUGGAUGUUCCUGGCCCCACCAAGUACCAGCUGCCAGAUGCGUCUAUACGCGAGUCCUCCCCCCACCCCCACUACAGCAUGGGCCACAAACUCCCUGCCCGUGAGGGCGGCAGCUGCAGGGCCUGGCAGGCCACACGGCAACAGAGUGCAAAUCCCUAUGUGAAGAAAGCCGACUUCAACCAAGAGCAGAAGGGCCCCAUCCGGGCUUCUCCUCAGUCCCCAGGUGAGAAGCGGCCCAGCCCCAACACCUACGACACGCUGCCUGGGUAUGUGCUGCAGAGCCCAAGGUCACCUGCCUUCUCCGUGAGCCGUUCGCCCGCUUUCACCUCCUGGUUCCACGUCUCAAAGACCCCUGGCCCAGCUACCUACUAUGUGGAGGACUGCCACAACUCACGAUUUCCCUCAACGCCUGGCGUGAUCAUCCAGGGGGUGCGGAGACCCAAGCGCCAUGACACAGGCCCCUUCAGCACUCUCUAG
Messenger RNA from Orycteropus afer afer, 774 nucleotides. It is a transcript of the gene STPG3, whose product is annotated as sperm-tail PG-rich repeat containing 3. The transcript has 6 exons. Lineage: Eukaryota; Metazoa; Chordata; Mammalia; Tubulidentata; Orycteropodidae. Bases 1 to 774 code for a protein of 257 amino acids. The record is from RefSeq and is a predicted model, not a curated record.